Molecule: messenger RNA, 1137 nt
Organism: Etheostoma spectabile (orangethroat darter)
Lineage: Eukaryota; Metazoa; Chordata; Actinopteri; Perciformes; Percidae
Product: CD209 antigen-like protein E
Exons: 7
Coding region: 1-813 (270 amino acids)
Source: RefSeq, a predicted model, not a curated record
AUGUCGCUGCGCCACAUUUUGAGCCUGAAUAUGAGAUAUAAAAGAAAUGUCCAAGAGACCAGCGGAGAGGAAGAGGAGAGUCAGGUGGGGAUCUUAGAGGAGGAAGAGCAUCACGCUGAUCUCGGGCCACAAAGAGCCGGACCACACACUCAAAACAAGCCUGCAGCCAACAACAGAAGGCGUCUCAAAGCUGCUGCAGUGACUCUGGGAGGGUUUUAUCUUCUGAUAUUGGCUGCACUCUUCAUUCGCUUCACUUUGCUGCAGACCAGAUACGACCAACUGAGCAACAACUACACUCAGUUACAGGAUGAAGUAAAUCAGCUGAAGGACAGAACUGAAGUCACUUUGCUGCAGACCAGAUACGACCAACUGAGCAACAACUACACUCAGUUAAAGGAUGAAGAAAAGCAGCUGAAGAACAGAACUGAAGCUAAAGUCUGUCCUGAUGGAUGGACGAGAUAUGGAUGCAGUUGUUACUUUAAAUCUAAAGAGAAGAAGGUUUGGGAGGACAGCAGAGAUGACUGUCAGCAGAGAGGAUCAGAUCUGGUCGUCAUUGACAACGAAGAGGAACAGAAGUUUGUCUCUGAGCUGAGUAACGGAGGAGAGUCCUGGAUUGGUCUACGGUAUGUAUGGGGACCAGGAGGAUGGGAAUGGAGAUGGGUGGACGGAUCACCGCUGACAGAGAAGUUCUGGGGACCAGGACUGCCUCGCUAUGAUGGUUACCGGUACGCUGCAGCAUGCUGCGAUCAACAAGGACAAUGGACACAGGGUAGAGCUUAUUCUGAUACUACGAACUGGAUCUGUGAGAAAUAGAUUAUCUAAACUCUUUGAUGAUGGAUGGGGGGGUAGUGUUUGGAUCAGCUUUGUUAAAUCAGACCAAUUCUCCAACAUGGGCUCAGCUGUUUAUUCUGUGUUGCUAAGUAACCUGGAUUCCAGAGAUCUUGUUCCUCUCCCUUCAUAGAGCCCAAUCUGGUUAGAAGUCAUGUCCUGACUCUGUAGUCCUACAGGAUUAUUACAAUAAAAGAUAAGAACAACAUGGAUUAGCAGCUGGUCUCUACCUUGGUUUAUGUAGUUGAUUAUAACGUUUGGAGUCAGUUAGUUACAAGUUGUUCCUUAGAAAUACCCCCCCCCCCCUCU